Molecule: messenger RNA, 12096 nt
Organism: Myotis brandtii (Brandt's bat)
Lineage: Eukaryota; Metazoa; Chordata; Mammalia; Chiroptera; Vespertilionidae
Gene: PCNX1
Product: pecanex homolog (Drosophila)
Exons: 35
Coding region: 43-6894 (2283 amino acids)
Cellular component (GO): membrane
Source: RefSeq, a predicted model, not a curated record
CACAUCUUUAUUUUUUUCCUCUCAAAGGCCCUUCCUUCUUCCAUGAUUAUAGUAGCAGUUUAUUGUCCUGUGAUAGCUGCUGUUUUCAUUGUUCUGAAGAUGGUCAACUAUCGACUCCACAGAGCACUGGAUGCUGGAGAAGUUGUAGAUAGGAAUGCAAAUGAGUUCAAAGAUCAGCGAGCCAAAGCUGAGCAAGGCAACUGUUCAAUCAGGAGAAAAGACAGCAAUGGACCGAGUGAUCCUGGUGGAGGUAUUGAAAUGUCCGAGUUCAUUCGAGAGGCCACACCACCAGUUGGUUGCAGUUCAAGAAAUUCUUAUGCUGGCCUAGAUCCAAGCAACCAGAUUGGAUCUGGUUCUUCUCGUCUUGGAACAGCAACAACUAUUAAAGGAGAUACAGACACUGCUAAGACUUCUGAUGAUAUCAGUUUAAGUCUGGGCCAGAGCUCUAGUCUUUGUAAGGAAGGAAGUGAAGAACAAGAUUUGGCAACUGAUCGGAAGCUCUUCCGUUUGGUCUCCAAUGAUUCCUUCAUCUCCAUUCAGCCUUCCUUGUCCUCUUGUGGACAGGACUUGCCAAGGGACUGCAGCGACAAAGUGAGCCUGCCAAGUCACAGCCACCACCACGUCGAUCAGUCUCUGUCUAGCGCCUGUGACACAGAAGUAGCUUCUCUCGUCCCUUUACAUUCACACUCUUACAGGAAAGAGCACCGGCCACGAGGUGUACCACGGACCUCUAGCUCUGCUGUGGCUUUUCCAGAUACUUCACUGAAUGACUUCCCUCUGUAUCAGCAAAGACGUGGGUUAGACCCAGUGAGUGAGUUAGAAUCUUCCAAACCUCAUUCUGGAUCCAAAGAAUCCUUGGUGGAAAAUUCUCAUUUAUCUGGGGAAUUUCAGCUUGUUGGUGAGCUGAAAAACAGUCAUUCUCAGCCACCUACAAAAAGUGGGAAGAGCAAGCCUUUGAAAGCAGACAAAAGUAUGGACAGCUUGAGGAGCCUGAGCACACGGAGUAGUGGGUCAACAGAGAGCUAUUGCAGUGGAACGGACCGUGACACUAACAGCACUGUCAGCAGCUAUAAAAGUGAACAGACUAGCUCAACUCACAUAGAGAGCAUCUUGUCAGAGCACGAGGAGUCUCCUAAAGUGGGAAAGAGAAGUGGUAGGAGAAAAGAAUGCUGUGCCGAACCAGAGGAUAAGAGUAGCUGUUCCAGUGACAAAAGGACUAGUAGUGAAAAGACUGCCUUGGAAGUGAGUACAAACAAUGAGGUUCAAGAGGCCAAGGAUUCAAAUACCGCUGAUGAUGUGCACGAUCAGAGAGGUCUCAGCCCCUCUGCAUCGGAAGAAGCCAACAAAAACCCCCACGCAAACGAAUUCACUUCUCAGGGGGACGGACCCCUGGGGAAAACUGCCGACAACAAGGAGGAGCAGAGUGAUAAGUCUGCUGUUUCAGAGGACUCAAAAGUUGCGAAAGACGGUGGAAAGCAAAAGGAAGGGGAUGUAAGACCUAAAUCGUCCAGCUUAAUCCAUCGGACAGCCUCUGCCCAUAAGUCGGGCAGGAGACGGACAGGGAAAAAACGGGCCAGCAGUUUUGAUUCAAGUCGGCAUAGGGACUAUGUUUCCUUUCGAGGUGUUGCUGGUACCAAGCCACACAGUGCUAUAUUCUGUCACGAUGAGGACUCCAGUGACCAGAGUGACUUGAGCAGAGCAUCGAGUGUUCAGUCUGCUCACCAGUUCAGCAGUGAUAGCUCUUCUAGCACCACUUCUCAUUCGUGUCAAUCUCCUGAGGGAAGAUACAGUGCUCUCAAGACUAAACAUAUCCCUAAAGAAAAGGGCACUGACUCUGAGCACACACACAAAGCUCAUUUGGGUCCUGAAGGAACUGGCAAAAAGCGGACAACACGUCGGACUUCUAGCACAAAUAGUGCCAAGACUCGGGCCCGAGUGCUGAGUCUGGACAGUAGCACAGUGGCAUGUUUGAAUGACUCCAAUAGGCUAAUGGCACCCGAAAGUAUAAAACCCUUAACCACUUCAAAGUCAGACCUCGAGGCCAAAGAAGGAGAGGUGCUAGAUGAGCUAUCUUUACUGGGACGGGCUUCCCAGUUAGAGACAGUCACUCGAUCUAGGAAUAGCUUGCCAAGCCAAGUUGCAUUUCCUGAAGGUGAAGAGCAAGAUGCAGUCAGUGGAGCACAGGCCAGCGAGGAGGCCGUGGCAUUUCGCCGUGAACGCAGCACAUUUAGGCGCCAGGCAGUACGGCGCCGGCACAAUGCAGGGAGUAACCCUACCCCUCCUACAUUGCUCAUCGGAUCACCCCUAAGCCUUCAAGAUGGGCAGCAAGGCCAGCAGUCCACAGCCCAGGUCAAAGGCCAGUCCCGCCCCCCUUCCCAGGCUGCAGUGCUCAGUGCUAGUGCCUCCUUGCUGGUGAGAAAUGGGAGUGUCCACUUAGAAGCAUCACAUGACAAUGCAUCUGCUGUAGGCGGCAGCAGUUUGCACGAUGAACUUGGUAAAUUCUCUUCUACGCUUUAUGAGACUGGUGGCUGUGAUAUGUCACUUGUGAAUUUUGAACCAGCAGCAAGAAGAGCAUCCAAUAUCUGUGAUACCGAUUCUCAUGUAUCCAGUUCUACCUCAGUUCGAUUUUAUCCACACGACGUGCUCUCUCUCCCACAGAUUCGAUUGAAUAGACUCUUAACCAUCGAUACAGAUUUGUUGGAGCAACAAGACAUUGAUCUAAGCCCAGACCUGGCAGCUACUUACGGUCCAACAGAAGAUGCUGCCCAAAAGAUUAAACACUAUUACCGCUUUUGGAUCCUGCCCCAGCUAUGGAUUGGCAUUAACUUUGACAGACUCACACUUUUGUCCUUGUUUGAUAGGAAUCGUGAGAUUCUGGAAAAUGUGUUAGCUGUCAUCCUUGCUAUUCUUGUAGCAUUUUUGGGAUCUAUUCUUCUCAUACAAGGCUUCUUCAGAGAUAUCUGGGUCUUCCAGUUCUGCCUGGUGAUAGCCAGCUGUCAAUACUCACUACUUAAGAGUGUUCAGCCAGAUUCUUCUUCCCCCAGACAUGGUCAUAAUCGUAUCAUUGCCUACAGUAGACCAGUUUAUUUCUGUUUAUGUUGUGGUCUUAUUUGGCUCUUGGAUUAUGGAAGCAGAAACCUUACUACAACCAAGUUCAAAUUAUAUGGAAUAACUUUUACCAAUCCACUGGUGCUUAUAUCAGCCAGGGAUUUAGUUAUAGUGUUUACACUCUGUUUCCCAAUAGUAUUUUUCGUUGGUCUCCUGCCUCAGGUGAAUACAUUUGUAAUGUACCUUUGUGAACAAUUGGAUAUUCAUAUCUUUGGUGGUAAUGCCACUACCAGCCUGCUUGCAGCACUCUACAGUUUCAUCUGUAGCAUUGUGGCAGUGGCCCUACUGUAUGGGUUGUGUUAUGGCGCUUUAAAGGAUUCUUGGGAUGGCCAGCAUAUUCCAGUACUUUUCUCUGUUUUCUGUGGUUUGUUAGUGGCAAUAUCCUAUCAUCUCAGCCGACAAAGCAGUGAUCCAUCUGUACUUUUCUCUUUGAUGCAAUCUAAGAUUUUCCCAAAAACAGAAGAGAAAAAUCCAGAAGACCCUCUGUCUGAAGUAAAAGAUCCACUGCCUGAAAAACUUAGAAACUCCAUUAGUGAACGUUUACAAUCUGACCUAGUCGUAUGCAUUGUAAUUGGUGUGCUGUAUUUCGCUAUUCAUGUAAGCACAGUGUUUACAGUAUUGCAGCCUGCUCUCAAGUAUGUGUUGUAUGCACUGGUUGGCUUCGUGGGUUUUGUAACCCAUUACGUGCUGCCUCAAGUUAGAAAACAGCUACCGUGGCACUGUUUCUCUCACCCUCUGCUGAAGACAGUGGAGUACAACCAAUAUGAAGUUCAAAAUGCAGCCACUGUAAUGUGGUUUGAGAAACUUCAUGUGUGGCUUCUUUUUAUGGAGAAGAAUAUCAUCUAUCCAUUGAUUGUUCUUAAUGAACUGAGUAGCAGUGCAGAGACAAUUGCUAGUCCAAAAAAACUGGAUACAGAACUAGGUGCUUUAAUGAUCACCAUUGCUGGUCUGAAGUUGCUCCGAUCCUCCUUUAGCAGCCCUACGUAUCAGUAUGUCACAGUUGUCUUCACUGUGCUCUUUUUCAAAAUUGACUAUGAAGCGUUUUCAGAGACCAUGCUAUUGGAUCUGUUCUUCAUGUCCAUACUCUUCAACAAGCUUUGGGAGCUCCUUUAUAAACUGCAGUUUGUGUACACUUACAUUGCCCCAUGGCAAAUUACAUGGGGUUCUGCUUUCCAUGCUUUUGCUCAGCCCUUUGCAGUGCCCCAUUCAGCCAUGUUGUUUGUUCAGGCUGCUGUAUCAGCCUUCUUUUCCACACCACUGAACCCCUUCCUGGGAAGUGCAAUAUUCAUCACUUCAUAUGUUCGACCUGUGAAAUUCUGGGAGAGAGACUAUAACACAAAACGAGUGGAUCAUUCAAAUACCAGAUUGGCUUCCCAGCUUGAUAGAAACCCAGGAUCAGAUGACAACAAUCUGAAUUCCAUCUUUUAUGAACAUUUAACCAGAUCCCUACAACACAGUCUCUGUGGUGAUUUGCUCCUAGGACGGUGGGGAAACUACAGUACAGGGGACUGUUUCAUUCUUGCCUCUGACUACCUCAAUGCAUUAGUACACCUUAUAGAGAUCGGCAACGGGCUGGUCACUUUCCAGCUGCGGGGACUUGAAUUCAGAGGUACUUACUGUCAACAGCGGGAAGUAGAGGCUAUAACUGAAGGUGUGGAAGAAGAUGAAGGGUUUUGCUGUUGUGAACCCGGCCAUGUUCCUCAUGUGCUGUCAUUCAAUGCUGCAUUUAGCCAGCGCUGGCUGGCCUGGGAAGUCAUAGUCACCAAGUACAUUCUGGAGGGUUACAGCAUCACUGACAACAGUGCUGCUUCUAUGCUUCAAGUCUUUGAUCUUCGAAAAGUACUCACCACUUACUAUGUCAAGGGAAUCAUCUAUUACGUUACAACCUCUUCUAAGCUAGAAGAGUGGCUAGCUAAUGAGACAAUGCAGGAGGGACUACGUCUGUACGCGGAUCGAAAUUAUGUGGAUGUGGACCCGACAUUUAAUCCCAACAUUGAUGAAGACUAUGACCAUCGACUGGCGGGCAUAUCCAGGGAGAGUUUCUGUGUGAUUUACCUCAACUGGAUCGAGUAUUGCUCUUCCCGAAGGGCAAAGCCACUGGAUGUGGACAAAGAUUCCUCCCUGGUGACUCUUUGUUAUGGACUCUGUGUUCUGGGACGAAGAGCUCUGGGGACUGCAUCCCACCAUAUGUCCAGUAAUUUAGAGUCAUUCCUCUAUGGAUUGCAUGCCCUGUUUAAGGGAGAUUUCCGUAUUUCUUCAAUUCGAGACGAAUGGAUCUUCGCUGACAUGGAAUUACUAAGAAAAGUAGUAGUCCCUGGAAUCCGUAUGUCCAUUAAACUUCAUCAGGAUCAUUUCACUUCUUCAGAUGAGUACGAUGACCCCACAGUGCUCUAUGAAGCCAUUGUAUCUCAUGAGAAAAACCUCGUAAUAGCCCACGAAGGCGACCCUGCGUGGCGGAGUGCGGUCCUCGCCAACUCUCCCUCCUUGCUCGCCCUGCGGCAUGUCAUGGAUGACGGCACCAACGAGUAUAAAGUCAUCAUGCUCAACAGACGCUACCUGAGCUUCAGGGUCAUUAAAGUGAAUAAGGAAUGUGUCCGAGGUCUUUGGGCGGGGCAACAGCAGGAGCUUGUAUUUCUACGGAACCGUAACCCCGAGAGAGGUAGCAUCCAAAAUGCAAAGCAGGCUCUGAGAAACAUGAUAAACUCAUCUUGUGAUCAACCUAUUGGCUACCCGAUCUUUGUCUCACCCCUGACAACUUCUUACUCUGACAGCCACGAACAGCUUAAAGAAAUUCUUGGGGGACCUAUCAGUUUGGGAAACAUCAGAAACUUCAUAGUGUCAACCUGGCACAGGUUGAGGAAAGGUUGUGGGGCUGGAUGUAACAGUGGUGGCAAUAUUGAAGAUUCUGAUACUGGAGGGGGAACUUCUUGCAUUAGCAACAAUGCACCAAUUGCCAAUGACCCCCACAGCACCGUGUCCCAAGGAAGCAUCGGAAACACAGGCCGGGGAUCUGGAGCAGGACUCCAUCCGCCCGUCACGGCUUACCCUCCAGCACUCGGCACUAGCCACAGCACUCACUCUGUGCAGUCAGGCCUGGUCAGACAGUCCCCAGCACGGGCCUCCGUAGCCAGCCAGUCUUCCUACUGCUACAGCAGCCGGCAUUCGUCCCUCCGGAUGUCCACCACAGGAUUUGUGCCUUGUCGGCGUUCCUCUACCAGUCAGAUAUCGCUUCGAAACUUACCGUCCUCCAUCCAGUCCCGCCUCUCCAUGGUGAACCAGAUGGAACCCUCCGGUCAGAGCGGCAUGGCCUGUGUGCACCAUGGUCUGCCUUCUUCCAGCAGCUCCAGCCAAAGCAUCCCGGCCUGCAAGCAUCACACUCUCGUGGGCUUUCUUGGGACAGACGGGGGUCAGAGCAGUAGUGCUCCUGAUGCACCGCCAGGCAACACCUUAAGUCCUGCCAAUAAUGCACACGCCAAAAAGGGGGAGGUGAUUUACAGAGUCCAAAUUGUGGAUCCCAGUCAAAUUCUGGAUGGGAUCAACCUGUCAAAAAGGAAAGAGCUGCAGUGGCCUGAUGAGGGUAUUCGGUUAAAAGCUGGGAGAAACAGCUGGAAAGACUGGAGUCCUCAGGAGGGUAUGGAAGGCCAUGUGAUUCACCGAUGGGUGCCUUGCAGCAGAGACCCAGGUACUAGGUCCCACAUUGACAAGACAGUACUUCUGGUCCAGAUCGAUGAUAAGUACGUGACUGUGGUGGAAACCGGGGUGCUUGAACUUGGGGCUGAAGUGUGAGCCAGUGUUUUGUAACUACGUUUCUUGCCCCUGUCAAUUCCGAGACGUUGGAGAAAGAGAGGCGAGAGCAGAGGACGCCUACAGGGAUCUUUCCAUCCCAAAAGGAGAGACUUUAACACAGAAUGGGCUUGGCUAAGCGCCUCUCCUUCGCCCUUCGCCUUGACUCCUGUGACUGUCUUCAUCCCCAAAUAAAGCUGAAAUAUUUUUUUAAGUUAGCUGCUGAGAAAACAUUUUGCAUGAAGGAUCAAGUUCUGUUAAAAUACAUCCUUUAAGAGUUUUUUCAUAUUCAUUGCCUAUGCUUUAAAUCAACAAACUCUUAAUUUCUAAACUUCGCCGAUCUUAUAUUUUCUCAUUUCUUUGCCAAAAAUAAUUGCCAUGUUUUGUCAUAGAACAUGAAAUCCAUUUACUUUGAUUUUUAAAAACAGAUCCGUGUAGAAACCUUCAGUUGGACAUAGAGCAGUAUAAAGGCUUAAUGUACAGUGAGAGACUAUGAACAGACAUAUUUAUCUUAUUCCUUGAGCGCUAAAAACUUUAAUGAAGAAAAACUGCACUAAUUUUUUACAACAAUGCACUAAAGUCUGAGAUUUUUCAGAACAUUUAUUUAUAUAUAAAAAUAAAAUACCAUUAUUUAAAUUGACUUUGGGAUUAACCCCUUCCCCUCCCUUAUAAACAUACGUAUCAGGAACUAUGCUGCCCAUUUUUCUGUUAAUAGUCUGUGCUUGAUGCCAGUACAUUGGAGGCUGUCUUUGAAAUGAAUACUAAAUCUCAAGAGAGAAUAGCGUCAUGAUUGACAUUUCCCGGAGCCAGUCCUGCGCACACUCUGCCAGCUCCCGAGUCUGCAUCGUGGGUGAGCUCCAGCGGUGGGCCCCAGGUCCUUGCUGCUCUCCAUCGGCACACUCUCGGGGCCAGUCCUGGGAAGGAAGCACUUGUGCUUUUCAAAGAAAAAGAUGAGCGUCCAGGAAUUUAAAGAGAGGAUUGAUUGCCUUUUAUUUUAAGAGUUCUUAGCUCUUGAAGUUAUUUACAUGCAGUUCAGUUAAGUAAAGUUUUUUCAAACAAAAUUAUCCAAACGGUGCAGUCCUUAUUGUUAUAUCCCUCUUUAAUAACUUCUUUAAUUUUUCUCUCCUUUUUCUAUUACUUGAAUUUUAUUUCCUAUAAUUUAUAGUGUUUAGCUGUAAUUUGAAAUAUUUAUAACUGUAAAUUGACUUAAUUCAUAUGUUGUCUCAUAACAUAAAUUUUAUUUUUUUAAAUGCAUGUAUUCAGGGAAAUUUAUAUGAUUUACAAUUGGGCUGGGUGGGAACUGCAAUUUAGAUUUGUCAACUGUUGGCAUUUUUUAAAUUCUUCUGAAAAUUUUCCCUUGUUAAGUGAAAAAGAAGACUGUACAUUUCUUCUGAGCGUUUAAGAGCAGCCGUCUUUCUACCGCCUGAAUGGACAGUCAGAGGAGGUGAAAUUAAUCUUCAUCAAGCGUUCUACGUAACCUACUAUAUCCAAAGUAUUACAGUCUCAGCCUGUGGCGCUAGCCCAUUUCAAGUGCUCUCUAGACACUGCCUAGUGGCUACUGUAUUGGACAUCGUGGGUUUAAAGUCUCUUUUUUAUGAGGUGACAGGAGAGAGAAGCUGUUUUUCCCACUAAUUGUAAUAUAGAUCUUACAGUGUAGCAUAGCACUUCAGUAGAAGGAAUGAAAACUAAGGAAGGAAAUAAAUAAAUGCUUCUUACUGCAUUUCCACUUAAAAUCUAUUUCUUUUUCCUUUUUCUAAUUUAACAUUCUUGUGGUUAUUCAGGACCCAAUGUGCCUUGUGUUAACAUUUCCAGACUUCACACUUUGUAAAAUUUACUGUUUAAAAACAUUUGUCAAUGAUUUUGUAAACCUUUGCACAAAGGUACCCUUUCUAAAUUGACCAAUCAAAAUGUGUUUCCCUGAUACUGUCACUGUAUUCUAUAUUUGCCUUUUUUUUUUUUUUUUUUUUUUUGGCAGUUCUGUAGUAUGCCAUUAAAGUUCAGGCUCUUUUUUUUCUUCUUCUGAAAAUAUAUAUAUGCUUAUCUAUGUAUAUUUAUUUAAAAUCUUCUCACAGGAAUUUUGCUCCCCUUUGCCUGUCCCCUUUUUGAAAUAAAUGUGAUCUUUUUAUGGUCGUUACCUCGGUGAGAAGAUAAGUAUUAAAUGCUACUAAAUACUAAUAUUUAGUAUUAAAUGGAAAAUAAUUCACUUUCCUACAUACAUACACAGAAAAUCUGAAUUUCAGAUGAUUUAGUCAGAAUGGCUAGAAUUACUUUUAUUCCUAGCCCCUACUUCCUAACCCCAAUUGUUAAACACACUCCUAAAAGCCAGAUUUCAAAUGCCAGACUAAAUUUUAUAUGGAACACAUUCAUUGCAUCUUGAUUUGGGGUAGCAACUAGGACAUUUUCCUCAAAACAGGUUGAAUUUUGUUAUCAGAUAGCUCUUUAGUGAAGUUUUAUGAAUCAGGAACCCUGUUCUUAUUUUUUAAGGCUAAAAUGGGUAGUCUUUUACAAAUUAUAGUACUUUUCUAAUAACUGCAUUAGGGGAAAAGGUGAUAAUUGAAGAAAUAUUUCUUUCUUAACAAUAAUUUGACCUAAAUUAUUAAAUAGGAAUAUACUUCCGUUAAAUUGAUCAUACAUGUCUUAUUCUACCCCCACCCCUCAGAAUAGUGAGCCAUUUCGAUUCCCUGCUUUACAUUUUUAUUAAUGUGUGAGACCAGCAGAGAUAAUUAGUGUCUUUACUUCACAGUUGCAAAACUUUCAGAGUUCCAUAAAUUGAAAGUAAAAAUAUGAAAUUAAAACUAGUAUUUUAUUUAUUUCCUUUAAGUAGAGUUUCAUUAAUGCCUUUUGUUGUUGUUUGAUUUUAUUUUUUCCCCUUUGAAAGAGAAUCCUGGACUGUAUAUAAUGUUAGCUUCUCUUCUUGUUUCCUCUCACUCAGAGGUAAAAAUAAUUGUAUAGCUCAAAAUUAAGCUUUUAGUUAAUCUUUCAGCUUAUAAAUUGGUGUGAGCCCUCUUUUUACUCCAUUUUCAAUACUUGAUAAGACUUUAAAUGUUCACUUAUUUCUAAAGAACCAAUUUUUUUUAAAAGAGCCUAAAUUAAUAUGUUGAUAUUUAAGGGGCUUGGGAGAGUAGGUGGUAAGACUGUAUAUUUUUAUGGUAAAAGGAGAUUAGCUACCUUUCAGGAAAUUAGUGAACAACCUUCAUCAGUGUUCUGCUUUCUUAGAGUUUCCAUUACUGGAAGGUUAACUUCCAUUAAGUUUGAAGUAUUUUUAAAGGUAUUUCAAGUAUAUCUGAGAUAAUCUUUGAAACAGAAGUAGUCAGACAGUGUUUCUGUUAUGAGAUAAGGAAAAUUCCUCUGUACUAAGUGUCAGGCAAUGAAAAUACAAGUUUUUAUGUAGGAAACUACAUCUCAUUAAGAAGAUGUGAACUCUCUUUCUGGGUUGGUUUAUUUUUACAUUUUGUAUCAAAAUACAAAGAACAGCCUCAGAUCUAAGCAAGGGUAGCUUACUUAUCCUUAAUAAAUUCUGAGCAGCUCCUCUGCCUCUUUGAGAAAAUCUUCAUUUGGUUGAUGGCUGCAUUGAGUCGUUCAUCCAGAACAGGGUCUUUAUGAUUUGCUCAGAGUCUAAAAUUACCUUUUUCUUUUAGUUAACUUUUAAAAACCCUUCCUCCUAAAUAUGUGGCUUGAGAAGAAGGUAACAGUAAAAUGAGUGAGAAUUCUUUGAGUUUAUAUUUACUGGCUGCUGAACGAUAAACUGCAGCCCAGUUGUUAAUUGCUUUGUGUUUAUUUUCAUUAUUUUUAAGUCCUCAGUAUUCAUUCUUAGUUUUUGUUGUUUUUUAUAGUGUAAUGUGAUAAUAUAAAGUUACUUUGCCUGGACACAAAUGAGGUAUAAAACAUCAAUUUUUAUCUAGAGGCUUUGCCUUCAAUUCCAAGUGUGGGGAGAAUAAUGAAUGUCAGUAAAGGCAGAGAUGAUAACUGGGGGCUUUCUGUCUCAGUCAGGUAGAAAGUGAGUUCUGUUGAUCUGGAGAAAGGAAAAUGAGCCAUCACUGUGUAUUUGUGCACCCUACAUUUUAAUAUUACAUUGGCUAUGUAGAGAGGGUUAUUUUAAGUAUUAGAAAACCAGCUUCUCUUUGUUUCUCUUUUUAAAAAAAUAUAGCUGAUAUACAUCUAGGCCUCAUUUUUAACUUGUUAGAUAUUUAGGUAAGAGUUGUGGUUGAAAAGGAAUUUAUUAUACAAAUAGUUCUGGCAGGUAUGUGAAUGGAGUAUUAAUUUUGCUUAAAAACGGAAGUAUGGUUUCUGCUUUGAGUCACCUCAUCAAAAUAAUCUGUAAAGACUUAUGUGUGAUAAGAAUUUCUUUUAAUUGCUUAUCAGCCACAUACUCUUUCUGGGAUUAGAGUAGGUAAGUCUGUGUAUGAGCUGACCUUCAUUAUCUGCCAGUUGACAGAAGCAGCGUAACGCUCUUGGGGGAACCAGAGCUGCUAGUCAUCGCAGGGUUCGUGACAGCUCUGUCCUAAGACUUGGCCUAUUACAUAGGAUUAUACUUGCUUUCUUAGGCCUCAGCUCUGCACCUGACAGUUUAUGAUGCAGUGGAGCCAAGCUAAGGAACAAAGGUCAUCUAAGGUUGUGGUCAGAGUGAACAGGGUGUUACUAGCACAGAUGGGGUGAUAACCUGGAACUCAAGACAGAGGAGCAGUGGAGAAUGACGGGGGUUUCGUGGCAUUGUAGUUCAAUGAGAUUUUCUAAAUUAUGAAGCUUGAUUCUACAACCAAAAGUAUAGAAAUGGGGGCAGAAUCAUGUCUGCUUAUGCUUUUUAAAAGCUUGUAGUUUAAAUAAAGAUAAUUGUAAAAACUAUACGAGCCUGGUAGUGCGCUCUGCUGAGGGAGAGGAAGAGGCUACUGGGAGUGACUCGGGGAAGGCAGAUGUGAGGAAGGCAGUGCCUCUCUGUCUGAUGGCGGGCUCCGGAAGGGUUCACUGCCUCUACCAGCAUCCAGCAUAAACCCGAGAUGAGAAAUGUACUCAACGUGUGUGUGUGAGUGUGUGUGUGUGAGUGUGUGUGAGUGAUUGUUAUUCUAAACAGUUUGUAAAUAUUGCAGUUGUUUAAAAUGGAAAAUAAAAGCUGAGAUUGUAUUUUUUUUUCUUUGCAAAUAUAUUGCAUCAAAAAUACAGUAUCGACAGUGGAUAAAACACUGAGGAAAUAAAUUUCUUUUUCCAUUU